Molecule: messenger RNA, 2390 nt
Organism: Parasteatoda tepidariorum (common house spider)
Lineage: Eukaryota; Metazoa; Arthropoda; Arachnida; Araneae; Theridiidae
Product: bifunctional purine biosynthesis protein ATIC
Biological process (GO): 'de novo' IMP biosynthetic process
Cellular component (GO): cytosol
Molecular function (GO): phosphoribosylaminoimidazolecarboxamide formyltransferase activity; IMP cyclohydrolase activity
Source: RefSeq, a predicted model, not a curated record
UUUCAUACUCGUUAAUGGCAACAUCAAUUUAGUGGCGCUUUUAUUUGUUUUCUUUUUAAGCGCAAUUUGUUUAAAACGUCAUCCUUGGAUUCUUAGGUUUUCUUUGUAAUUUUGCAAUUUUAAAGUAGCUGAGUGAUAACGUAACAGAUUAAAUUUGUCUCUUCUUCAAAGGUCAGAUAACGUAUGAUAUUGAAACACUCUGGUUUGAUAGCAAGCACUCGAAACUUUACCUUUAUCGCUUUAUCAAUUGCCUCAGAAAUUUCUUAUCAUUCGCCUGGCCUCUUAUCUUACAGCUUUAAAUCUAUUUCUAAAGUUUUCUUUCCUUAGUUUUACGUUUUCAAGGAAGGUAUUUUUGAUAUAAUUGUUCCCUGGUAUCAUGGCUUCCUCUAAUCAUAUUGCAAUUCUUAGUGUCUCAGAUAAAUCUGGACUUCUCCCAUUUGCUAAAACUUUAGCAUCAGUUGGAUUUCAUCUUGUUGCAUCUGGAGGGACAGCAAAGGCUUUAAGAGAUGCAGGUUUAAAAAUUAGGGAUGUCUCAGAAUUAACUGGAGCUCCUGAAAUGUUGGGAGGACGAGUUAAAACUUUGCACCCGGCUGUACAUGGUGGCAUAUUAUCUACAAAGUCAGAUAGUGAUAUUGCUGAUAUGAAGAACCGGGGUUACGACUUUGUCAGUGUUGUUGUUUGCAAUUUGUACCCAUUUGUUGCCACUGUUUCAAAGCCAAAUGUGACAGUAGCUGAUGCAGUUGAAAAUAUUGAUAUAGGUGGAGUGACACUUUUAAGAGCUGCUGCAAAAAAUCAUGAUCGUGUUGUCAUUGUUUGUGACCCCACAGAUUACACCGUAAUUGGAGAUAUUUUGGAGAAAAAAAAGACUCUUGAUGCUAUUUUAAAUGAAGAUUCCCUACCACUCAGAAGACGUUUAGCUUUGAAAGCUUUCAAUCAUACUGCAGAGUAUGAUACUGCUAUUUCCAGUUACUUCAGGGGUGAAUUUAGCCAGGGAGUGUCUCAAUUAUCGCUUAGAUAUGGCAUGAAUCCCCACCAGAAGCCAGCUCAAAUCUUUACAACAGGCGACAAACUUCCCUUUAAAGUUUUAAAUGGAUCUCCUGGAUUCAUCAAUUUAUGUGAUGCUUUAAAUGCAUGGCAAUUGGUAUCUGAAUUGAGAAAAAGUUUAGAUUUACCUGCUGCAGCUUCAUUUAAACACGUCAGUCCCGCAGGUGCUGCUGUUGCUGUACCUCUUACUUCCGAGGAAGCCAAAGUUUGCAUGGUAGAUGAUUUAUAUGAAAUAUUAACUCCAGUAUCAACUGCUUAUGCCAGGGCAAGAGGUGCUGAUAGAAUGUCGUCUUUUGGAGAUUUUGUAGCACUUUCAGAUAAGUGUGAUGUUGUAACAGCAAGAAUAAUUUCUAGAGAGGUUUCAGAUGGUAUUAUUGCACCUAGUUAUGAGCCUCAAGCUUUGGAAAUUCUAAAGAAAAAGAAAAAUGGAGGCUAUUGUGUUUUAGAGAUGGAUCCUUCUUACAUUCCAUCUGAUCUUGAAAGUCGAACAUUGUUUGGCUUGGCACUUUCCCAAAAAAGGAAUGAUGCUGUCAUAGAUAAAACUGUGUUUUCCAAUAUUAUUUCCAAAAAUAAAACAAUUCCAUCUAAUGGUGUUACAGAUUUAAUUGUUGCUACUUUAGCUGUGAAAUAUACACAAUCUAACUCUGUUUGUUAUGCUAAAAAUGGACAAGUUAUUGGUACUGGAGCUGGUCAACAGUCUAGAAUUCACUGUACUAGGUUAGCUGGUGACAAAGCCAAUCUCUGGUGGCUUCGUCAUCACCCUAAGGUUCUUGGCAUGGAAUUUAAAAAAGGAGUAAAGAGGGCAGAGAUUUCUAAUAUUAUUGAUGUUUUUGUUGGUGGCACUUUUGGAAAAGAUAUGCCCUUAGAGAUCUAUCAAAAUUCCCUCGUUAAUCCUCCAACACCUCUAACACAGUCAGAAAAAGAGGAAUGGAUUAAACAGUUGAAAGGUGUUUCCCUCAGCUCAGAUGCUUUCUUUCCCUUCCGUGAUAAUAUUGAUCGUGCACAACAAAGUGGUGUUGCAUAUGUUGUCAGUCCAGGUGGUUCUACCAAUGAUGAAGCUGUAUCUUCUGCUUGUGAUGAUUAUAAUAUGGUGCUAAUUCAUAGCAAUUUACGCUUGUUCCAUCAUUAAUCUCUAUCAGCUAUACCAUAAUCUUAUCAGCAUCCCUAAAUAAAAAUUGGACUUCGCAUUUGACACAAUUAUAGAAAUCAAAAUAUUUUUUUGGAAUUUAACUCCUUAUUACAGUUUUCUCAUAUUUACUUGAAAAAUUAAUAUUGUUCAAUAUUUUUGAUAUUUUCCAAUUAUCUUGUUAUUUUUUUAAAAAAGUGAAUAAAAUAUUGUUAUACUA